AUGGACACGCACGAAGAACUUCUACAUAAUUUUGUUUUUGCGAAAAGUCCUAUAAAUACUCAAGCACAACGAGAAAAGGAAAGCAUCUUCUGUCUGGAUGGUUUUCAUGCAGACAGAACUAAUAUCCAACAGUAUCCCUUUCAUCCUUCAUUCAUCUCACCCUGGACCCAGAGACCUGACCCAGUUCCCUCAGAAGAACCCCAUUCAGCAGUUCGCCCCUGUCUGAACCCCACCAUCCUUACAGUAUUUGGUUGCAAUACAAAGAGAAUUUCAAUUACCAGGAGCAACUGGAGAGAGGAUGAAGCUGAUCAGCGAUUCUACAUGCAUUUCAACACGGAGGGCCAAGAACAACAGGGACAGAACAGGUUAAGAGCUCGUCUGGUUGUCUGGCAGACGGCAGCAGCCUUCUCACUGAAUGGCUUGACUUACAGGAUUGUUUUUACAUGUAUAUUGGAAGUGCUGUGGGAAGGGAAAAAUUUGUAUCACCCCAACAUAACCACCACCAUUCCUGAGCCUGCCACCCGUGGCCUGCGGUUAUUCAACGUCCGCUGUUUUUCUCUGUUUACUGAAUAUGCACAGCUAGCUUCUCCGCCUGGUCAGAAGGGUCUAGGUGAAAGAGACCACCACGAGCGCCACAUUGUGUUGACUCAGUUGCCUUGCCUCAGGCGCGACAACAUCCCCUGA
Molecule: messenger RNA, 684 nt
Organism: Onychostoma macrolepis
Lineage: Eukaryota; Metazoa; Chordata; Actinopteri; Cypriniformes; Cyprinidae
Exons: 6
Coding region: 1-684 (227 amino acids)
Source: RefSeq, a predicted model, not a curated record